Pestalotiopsis fici W106-1 is the source of this 429-nucleotide messenger RNA. RefSeq lists its product as uncharacterized. The transcript has a single exon. Lineage: Eukaryota; Fungi; Ascomycota; Sordariomycetes; Amphisphaeriales; Sporocadaceae. The record is from RefSeq and is a predicted model, not a curated record. The coding region runs from base 1 to 429 and encodes 142 amino acids.
AUGCAUAUCAACUCGUUGCUGAGCUUGGGGCUCCUCGCCUUGACGGCAAGGGCCCAGCGAAUGACGUGGAACGACGGCAGCCAGUACGCCAACAAGUGCGGCCAGACAACGUGGGAGCCUAUCACGGACGGGCCGAGCCAAGCCCUGGCAAGCGACUGUGCCGAAAUCGUGAAUAAGCUCAACGCUGCGCCGGCUGGUGGCGCCUUUUUCUCGGGCGUCAAAGACUUCAAGGCCAUACUCAACGAGGGCACAUGCACCUUUGCUGUUCGUGGCAAGGACAAUGGCGGCUUCUACAUGGGCCGCGAUGACAUGAUGGACCUUAUUCGCGAUGGUAUGGCCCGUUGGACCAGAAAUGGCAAGGUCGCUGGUGGUGGCAGACUGAGGUGUGGAGAGAUGGACGCUCAAUGGAGAAUCCACGUCAACGUUUAA